This is a messenger RNA of Trichoderma harzianum CBS 226.95, 778 nucleotides long. RefSeq lists its product as hypothetical. Lineage: Eukaryota; Fungi; Ascomycota; Sordariomycetes; Hypocreales; Hypocreaceae. Bases 107 to 463 code for a protein of 118 amino acids. The transcript has 4 exons. The record is from RefSeq and is a predicted model, not a curated record.
CGCAUUUACCCCCACGAUAUAAACGUGUUUUCCUUCAUUAUCUGAAGACAAAACCUGAGACUAUAACCCUCUUUUUUCUUUUUUUUUCUUUCUUGAACCAGCAGCUAUGCUUCUGUUUAAGCUUCUCUUCUGCUUUUUUGCGACGUGUGUCGCUGCUGCUCCCGCUGAGGAGAUUCCCGUGGCUCCCCUUGUAACAUUGUAUCGGGAUCUUGGUUGGACCGGAGACCAAUUUGAUGUACGGAGCAGGAGCACCUGCGUAAAAGUCACCGGCUCUCUCUAUGGUCAUGUGCAGUCUGCGAAACUGUGGCCAAACUCACCCCCUAAUAGGUUUUGCACUCUAUAUUCGACUAAUACCUGCGAUGAGGGCACUGCUAUAUUCUACGUGACUACAUCUAACAGCCCCGUCAAUAUCCGUCGCAACACUGACGUACGGUCGGUCCUCUGUAAAGAGAUUCAGAAAUAAUAUUUGGCUGGGAAAAGUGGUUUUAUAGCCAAGGCGUGGGCUCUGGAUGAAAUGGGACUCUGCUUUCCCCAAUUGGCGGGUUUGAAACGAGGGAGAGAGACAGUUUGUUUAUUAUGAGACUCUCCUGGAAUGACAUAGCUUUUACGAGAAGAUGAAGAGAUGAUGGAAUACCAGUUACUCGUCUACUUAAUUGCACCUAUUCAGUGUACUUUCUCAUCUUAAUAGUGCAAUCACUUGCACAUAGCCAAGUGAAUCUCUGCAUAAUCUCUGCAAACAACUUAUUCUAUUCAUAUUCUUUAGACUUUUCACUGAGCU